UUGGAGGAGGGACUUCCUCCGGAGCAGCAGUUGGAUGGAAAGCUGCGUCUGGGCUGACACGUAACUAAAAUUAAAGGUACUUCAGAGGCCUCGACCUGGACGCGAAUUUUUCAACUUUAACGCAAGCUUGACGGAACUGCGUCGGAAACGUCUGAAGGAGGAAGAGGAGAGAGCGAAGCGGCCCUGAAGCGGGAAGCCUGAGACUUCUUGUUUUGCAUUUCAGAACUGGGCAGAGCAGGACUUUGACUUGAAGUGAAGCGGAGAGCUGAGCGACUCCUUUGAAGUGGAGUUGACUUGGCUAAAAUAAUGCAUGCCGAAGCAACUGCUUACACGUAAAGCGGUGCCGUUUUGUGAGUGGAAAUGCUCGGGGAGUGACUGGGAGGGGUGCAAAAAGUUGAGUCGGAAGUUUCCACCAGCAGAGACGGGGCUUUCUCGCGCAGACGGCGGGGAGGGGUGCGGGUCCAACAUGGGAAACGGGGUGUGCUCCCGCAGGCAGCGGCGGAUCUUCCAGUGCCUGCUGCUGGUCACCGUGGUCUGCGGGAUGAUGUACGGGGGACUCAUGUCCUAUGAGAUGCAUAAACAGCUCAGGAGGACCGAGGCGACGGCACUGAAGUACCAACAGCACCAGGAGUCACUCUCGGCACAGCUCCAAGUGGUGUAUGAGCAUCGAUCAAGGCUGGAGAAGUCUCUUCAGAAGGAGAGGUUAGAGCACAAAAAGGCCAAAGAAGAUUAUCUUGUUUAUAAACUUGAAGCGGAGCAAUCUCUGAACAAAGAGAAGCAGGAUGCCAACAGCAGACUCAACUCCUUACAGGUGCAGCAUCAGAUGCUAAAGAAUCAGCAUGACGAGCUGAAGAGGCAGUACUACGAGCUAAACGAGCAGCACCAAGCGCAAGGCGAGGACCACGGCCGGCUGCUGGACGAACACAGAGAUCGCUACAAUAAACUGCAGCAAGCCAAAGAGGUGGAGGUCUCCCAACUUAAAGAGCAUGUUUAUAACCUGAGGGAAGAAAAUAAACAACUGAGGAAAGCCCACCAUGAGAUUCACACCCAGCUACAGGAUGCCCAGCUCAAGCAUCAGAACCUGAAGGCGGUCCACGACCAGCUUGCACUGACCCUAGAGGACCACAAGAGUGCGCUGGCUGUAGCUCAGGCCCAGGUGGAUGAAUACAAGCAGCUCAAAGAGACUUUGAACCGGGAACCAAACCGGGCACAACCCGAUCCAAACUCUAUUGCUCAGCAGCUGCAUGCAGCCACAGUAACAGCCGAGUCCCAUGUUCACCAAUCCCAGCAGGCUGCUAAAGAGACGCGCGCUCAGGGAGAACAGCGCCCCCACUGGGACACAGAGUCAAUGCUGGAUAAUCAGGAAGAGAAGGAGGCCAACGCCCAGUCUGAGGUCAAUUCCCACCCUGCUAUGUCCCAGCCCGGCCUGUCUGAGAGGGAUGAGGACAGAGAGGGAGAGGCUGAGAGGAAGAGGGAGCUGGCAGAGGAGGAGAUGGCUCAAGCAGGACAGCCUCAGAAGCUGGAGGAGGACCUGGACCAGGCGCAUGACGAGCAGAUGGAGGAGGAGGAGGAGAGGGAGGAAGAGCAGCCUGAUGAGAACGCGUUGGACAGACAGAGACGGCAGCCACAGCUGGACAACCAUGCAGAGCUGCACCAGGGGGGCCAGCUGCAGCAGCAGCAGCAGGCGCCAGCUCAGGUGUACCACCUGAAGUCGGCCUACGAGCAGCAGCAGGAGCAGCGGCGCCUGGAGACCCUGCGGGACAACGAGCGCAGGCAGAUCCAGAUGCGACAGGAAGCGCUUCAGGCGCAGCGAGAGAAGGUGCUGAAGGAGAGGGAGCAGCGGCUGAAGGAGGAGAAGGAGCGAGAGGAGCAGCAGAACAGGGAGGCUGACAGAAAAGAACAGCUGCUGAGAGAGGAGCACCAGAGGAAAAGACUGGAGUACGAGAACAUGAAUGAAGACGUUCCAAGAGAAGAGGACCGUCGCACUGCUAACGAAGGAGAGAGAGACGUUCACAUGUUGCAUGAAGAGGAACAGGAGGAGAAACGACCAGCUCACAUGGCACCCCCACAUCAGGGCGGCGUGGACGGUGAGGUAGAUCCUGAAGACGACCCCAACAACCAGGGGGAGGAUGAGUUUGAGGAGGCUGAGGACGAGCACCCGGCACACAGGGCUGCUGAGGAGGAGGAAGAGGGGGAGGAAGAGGAGCCAGCCGCUCCUGGCCAGCACAUAGACUCUCAUCCGGGCCCCGGCCGACCUGCUAUGGAGGAGGAGCUGGUGAUGGCUGGAAACCCAGAUCAACAGGAGGAUGCACUGGAUGAUCAAUACCAGGAAGAGGACGAGGCCCAGGAGGAUGUAGCUGGUGGAGAGAAAAGGCAGGAAGAGGGAGUUGAAGAGGAAGGGGAAGAUCCAUAUAAUGAGAACACGGAACAGAACGAUGCAAAAAACCAGGAUGGGCCCAGAAAGAAACAGAACCACCAGAACGGAGCACACGAGGAAGAAAACUACGAGGAGGAAGAGGAGGAGGUGGAGGAGGACGCAGCCGGUCAAGAUAAGGGAACCAAUCGAAGAGCAGAAAUGUAGGCUGAGCAGCUGCGGCGCAUUUUGUGCUGCUAGUACAGCCAGUCAGGAAUUAAAACCAGCCAUCCAUUCAGAAUUUUGCUGCAGAAAAUCUGAAAAUUGUGCCAGGAACAUAGGAA
Poecilia latipinna (sailfin molly) is the source of this 2697-nucleotide messenger RNA. It is a transcript of the gene golim4a, whose product is annotated as golgi integral membrane protein 4a. The record is from RefSeq and is a predicted model, not a curated record. The transcript is spliced from 16 exons. Gene Ontology annotation, cellular component: Golgi membrane; Golgi apparatus. Lineage: Eukaryota; Metazoa; Chordata; Actinopteri; Cyprinodontiformes; Poeciliidae. The coding region runs from base 311 to 2581 and encodes 756 amino acids.